This is a messenger RNA of Pezoporus occidentalis (night parrot), 2438 nucleotides long. It is a transcript of the gene POLR3G, whose product is annotated as RNA polymerase III subunit G. Gene Ontology annotation, cellular component: RNA polymerase III complex. Gene Ontology annotation, biological process: cell population proliferation; transcription by RNA polymerase III. The record is from RefSeq and is a predicted model, not a curated record. Lineage: Eukaryota; Metazoa; Chordata; Aves; Psittaciformes; Psittacidae.
AACUUCUGUUGGGUUUUUUUCAUCUUCUUUCUCAUUCUUCCACCCUCAUGGAACUCAAGUCAGUGCAUCUAAGGUUUAGAAGAAGAAUUUUAAAAUCCCUAGGUUAGGAUGUAAUUUCAGGCACACAGAGGUGGCUACCAGAAAUGAGGGGGAGUUGAUUUUAGUCAUGUACCAGAUUUAUAGAGGGUGGGAAAAAAAAAUUAUUUAAAAUUAUCUUUGGUUUUAAAAGUACUGUAUAAUAUUUAUUAGACAUUAAUGUCAUAGGUAUACAUGCAUUUGAUACAUGUAGCAAAAAGAAAUCUUUAAAUAUCUGUCAUAUUUUCAGUAACUUCAAAUGACAGGGUCAAGUAGAGGAAGAGGAUGUUCUGCAUUUACAUUCAACAUUGAGGCCAUUGGUUUUGCUAAAGGUGCUGCUCUGCCUGAUGUCACAUGUCAGCCUCCACCACCCUUCCCUGGAAGUUUAGACAAUCUCGAGGCAGAAGUUGUGGUUUUAUGUAAGUGAAUUUCCCGCCUAUGGGAGGAUUUGAUCAAGAGUACAGACAAUAAGCCAGUGCCUCUGAAAACAGGAGAAGAUGAAGAUUACAUGUUGGCCUUAAAACAAGACCUUAGAGGAACUAUGAAAAAAAUGCCAUAUUUUGUGGCAGUAGAAGAAGAUUGUGAAGGAAAGACUGUAAUUGAGAGGUACAGUAAAAAGUACCAGGACAAGGAGCAUCCAACAUGGACCCCAGAUUGGAGGAGGCUCCCAAGAGAGAUGAAGCCAAGGAAGAACAAGAAAGGAGGUGCAAAACCAAGAAAGGCAAAAAGCUCUGAGCCUAAAAGUAAUGUGGAUACUUUGAAAAAAAAUGAGCAACUGGUAAAGGGAAAUCAUCUCAAUUUAUUACACGAGACAUACUUUUGUAGACUUCAAGUCCGAUGGCUAAUGCUUGAUCAAUGGGGAAGAUGUGCUGUUGCUGUAAAUGUUAUAAAAGAGAGUGCCUUGUGACAAGAGUUGGAAAAGAAGGAUGAUGAAGAAGAAAAAUCUGAAGAUGAGAAAGACAAAACAAAAGACAAAGAAGGUGAAGAUGAUGAAGAUGCAGAAGACUCAGAGGAAUAUGAUGAAGAAGAGCAAGAAGAGGAAAAUGAAUACAUUUCUUCAUAUUUUGAAAACGGAGAUGACUUUAGUGCUGGCAGUGCUGACAAUAUGGAUGAAGCAACAUACUAGCUAUUGUUCCUGGGUGGUAUCCUGCUCAAGCCAUACAAUACCUGAAGCAGAAUUUUGGAAGUGGGCCAAGUAUGAACUGAACUAAUGCUUCAGCUCUGUUGGUUUUAAGUAUACUCUACAAAAAUAUGUUGGACAAUUGUUUUUGGUUGCACUAUACUGUAAAACAGGAUAUGAGACCCUGUUUUGUUCUUUUGCCAAAUGUUUCGCAGACUUUCCCAUUCUUAAGGCUUUCUGGAAUGCCAACUGAUGGAUUAAGUGAUAUGCCGUUUUAUUGCCUCUGCACAGAAAAAGAAUGUAUGCAUCUCAAUCAAACUUGUGCCUAAGCAUUUGCACUAGUCAGUUCUAUGCUUCAGCAGUCACGUCAUGAAAAUAGUAAGUGAAAUUCUUGAUGACUGCAGCAGAGAUCUGGCCUUUAUGGACAUAAGCUGCUCGUAUUUGGCAGCUACUUCUGCAAAGGAAUUUAUGCAACUUCUGAAUUCAGGUGACUAAGAAUAUUUAAUGACUAAGCACUUUAAUAUAAACUGGCUUGAAUGUACCUUUGUAAUAUGGACAAACAACAUGAUAAGAGUAUUUUGAAGAGCUAUUAUUCUACUUAAAAAAACUCAUUAUUUUUUGUAUCUUGGUAAAAAAGAGUCUGUAGUACUUAACAAUGCGAAUAAGGUUUAGGAAUAAGCAUUAAGUAAUAAUUAAGGAUAAUUUAAUUUAGAAAGAAUAUAUGGCAGAAUUUUAAGUUCAAGAAAUUAAAAGACUCCUGGUUUUCACCAGUAGCACACAGAUCAGUGACAAGAAUGUCAGUCCUUUCUUUGCCUCAGUUUCUUCAUCCCUAAAGGUGAUACUAACUUUCUUACCUGUUAAGUGAGAUGGCUGAUGAUAGGUACCUAUGUAACUGUUAAUGCAUUUAUUUACUUCCUAAAGAAACAAGCUUAACAGACAGCACAUCAAUACAAAAAAAAAAAACCCAACCAACCCAAACAGAAAACAAACCAACCCCAAUAAACAACCCAGAAAGGUAGGAAAAGAAUGUGAUGAAGUAUUUUAGUACAUGAGGUUUUAAUUAGGAAAACAAAACAAGAAUGCUGAGAAUAGCAAAACUAGAAUGUCUGGAAAUACCCAUUUUACUUAGCAGCCAGCUGAGGUGUAGAAACAGCUUAGAUAAUAAGAAAACUUAUUCCUGGGGUUAGAUACUUGCAGAACACAGUGAGAGAGCAUUCUCUGUGUCCUGUUGUCAUUUGAUGGU